AGACUAACGACUAUAGUAGAUACACGAUUAUCAGCUGGUCGCGAGCCAGUAGACAUAAAUUAUGAGCCGGUUAACACAAAAAAUUAUUGAGCCACUAAUCAUGUUAAAUUGAACUGCGGUUCUUGCCGUGGCAGGAAGGCGAGACAGUCAAAUCAUCCUCGGACACGACCACGUCCCGCCCGUCGCUCCUGCAACAGAAGAACGACUCCGAUUUGCCUAUGUGGAUCCGCUGCUGGUCGUUGAUGUGGUACUACGGGUGGUGUUGCUAGAAGGAAGACAUCUCCACCUCCGCUGCAGUUUUUGUAUUCCACCCGAGGAUGGUUCUCUCCAACUGUGUCCUGUCGGGGAGUGCCGGGAGCACCGGCACCGCAGUCGUUGUUGCGCGGCAGCACUUCUGUUUGCUCCUUCUUUUUUUGAUCCUCGGAACGCAGAAGAUGCUUGUGUUUACCAGGGCGACUACUCUUACAACCGGGAAGAUGAAAGUAGCCAAAGCGACGCCCGGCCCAGCGGGAAAGCAACUAGAACCACGACCACGAGGACAAACGACGAACACAAAGAGCAGAUGAAGCUGCCAAGAAGUCGCGGGCGGACUACAACAGCCCCAGCGGAUGCACACGCAAGCUCUUACAGAGCUGAUCUGCCCGCAGAUGCCGUCUUCGACGUCGAAGAGAGUAGAACUGCCCCCAUUAAUCCUGCCGCGGAGCCAGCGUCCGGACGCGCCGCUCUUGAAGUUCUUGGAGGAGCAGUCAGUAAAGGCCUAAACUCUCCAAGAAGAACGGCCGUGGACGAGGAAGGCGAAGAUGAGACUCUCGAAGAGCGCGGUGAUGAAGCAGACGCCGACCAAGUCGUCGCGUCUGAGCAGCCGGAACACCAACAGCAAGAAGCGAAGCCGGAGCUGGAUCUUCAAGAGCGGCCUCUACUUGAUGAAAGCGCCGAUCACAUAGUUGGUAAAAACAACCAGCAUCACCAUCCGAAUCUCCGGGGCGGUAGAAAGCCUACAAGUGGUAGCAGUUUAGCGCCAACAACAACAAGGGCGGCCACGUCAAGCUCUAUGGUGGCGCUACAAGAAGUAGAAGCACUGCAGCAGAUUGAUGAAGAAAGUUCUUCGUUCCUUAAUUCAGCGGCGUCAUCAGCAUCAUCGGCAGAAGGUGAAACUAAAAGCGAAGACCUUCUUCGGUCGUCGGACUUUGUACAAAAAACUGCUGGAUCCGUCGUGAAAACGACCUUGAGCUCCGGCGAGACCAAGACGAUGAAAGCGAAAGCAAAACAACUACACCAGGAAAAACAACAGCAACGCACAACGGUGAAAGUCGGGGACCUGCUAGGGUGUGCGUGCAGUGCGGGAGAACCUGCGUUCCCUUUGUCCGAGGCCUUCCUCCACAAAUAUCCGGCGGCCCGUCUCGAAGGAACCUCUCUGCAAGCCGCCGGCCUUCUGCCCCGUAUUUGGGCGGCCCUACUACGUCCCGUGGAACGCUCCAGUCAUAUGUUCCGAGACCCAAGAUAG
Amoebophrya sp. A120 is the source of this 1504-nucleotide messenger RNA. NCBI's taxonomy places the organism in Eukaryota, Dinophyceae, Syndiniales, Amoebophryaceae. The record is from the annotation of a GenBank genome assembly.